Molecule: messenger RNA, 1851 nt
Organism: Telopea speciosissima
Lineage: Eukaryota; Viridiplantae; Streptophyta; Magnoliopsida; Proteales; Proteaceae
Product: pentatricopeptide repeat-containing protein At2g42920, chloroplastic
Exons: 1
Coding region: 44-1708 (554 amino acids)
Biological process (GO): RNA modification
Molecular function (GO): protein binding; RNA binding
Source: RefSeq, a predicted model, not a curated record
UACGGUCGUUAAUACCCAGUGGCAGAAACUCUUGACUGAAAAAAUGCUGCCAUGUUGCAUUGCACUCCCUUCACCAUCCAGCUGUAUCUCCAGCUUUAUUUUUGACCACCCAUCCCUCUCUAUGCUAGAGAAAAGAUGCACCACCAUGUCACACCUCCAUAUGCUCCAUGCCCACCUCAUCAAGACUGGCCUAGCCAAACACACUAUUGCCGCCAGUCGUGUCCUCUCUUUCUGCGCCAGCUCCCCGGCCGGCGACAUUGACUACGCCCACUUGGUCUUCUCCCAAAUCCAACACCCAAACCUUUUUGCUUGGAACACCAUCAUCAGAGGCUUCUCCCAGAGCUCCACCCCUCAAUUUGCCAUCUCUCUGUUCAUUGAAAUGUUGGAGUUCUCACCCAUUGAACCCCAUAGACUCACCUAUCCUUCACUCUUCAAAGCAUAUGCUCAAAUGGGUCUGGCUCAUGAUGGAGCUCAACUCCAUGGGCGGACUCUUAAACUCGGGCUCCAAUCCGAUCCCUUCAUUCGAAACACAAUCAUCUUCAUGUAUGCGAAUUGUGGCCAUUUGAUUGAAGCUUUUCGUCUGUUUGAUGAGGGUUCGAGCUUUGAUGUUGUUGCUUGGAAUUCCAUGAUCAUGGGUCUUGCUAAAAGUGGGCAAGUCGAGGAGUCAAGAAGGUUGUUCGAUAAAAUGCCGAUGAGAAGCAGAGUUUCAUGGAAUUCUAUGAUUAGUGGGUACGUUAGGAAUGGAAGGUUGAAGGAGGCAUUGGAUCUGUUUCACCUAAUGCAAAAGGAAAGAAUCAAGCCGGAUGAGUUUACAUUGGUCAGCUUAUUAUCAGCUUGUUCUGGCUUAGGAGCUCUCGGAAUAGGGGAGUGGGUUCAUGCUUAUAUAGAAAAGAAUAAGAUUAAUGUCAAUACUAUUGUUUCUACUGCAAUUGUUGAUAUGUAUUGCAAGUGUGGAAGUGUCGACAAGGCCCUUCGAGUGUUUGAGACCAUCCCUAACAAAGGGCUAUCAUGUUGGAACUCUAUGAUCUUGGGCCUUGCAAUGAAUGGCCGUGGGAAGGAAGCAAUUCAAUUAUUUUCAAGGCUCCAAUCCUCUGAUUUGAGACCAGAUGAUGUUAGUUUUCUUGGUGUUCUAACUGCUUGCAACCAUUCAGGCCUGGUCAGUGAAGCAAAAGAAUUUUUCUUCUUAAUGACUGAGACAUACAAGAUCAAGCCGACAAUCAAACAUUAUGGUUGCAUGGUUGAUGUUCUUGGUCGUGCCGGACUUCUUAAUGAAGCUGAAGAACUGAUUGGAAAAAUACCAUUAAAUUCAGAUGCUAUUAUAUGGAGCUCCUUACUUUCUGCAUGUAGGAUACACGGAAACAUAGAGAUGGGGAAAAGGGCAGCAAAGACACUAAUUGAAUUGGAUUCGACCGAUAGUGGAAGCUAUAUACUUUUGUCGAAUGUUUACACAACUGCUGGUCAAUUCACAGAUGCCGUGAAUACUAGGCAGUCCAUGAAGGAGAAGCACAUAAGGAGGGAACCUGGGUGCAGUCUCAUUGAGGUGAAUGGGGUGGUUUAUGAGUUUAUAGCUGGUGGGAGGUUGCAUCCUCAAGCCAGAGAGAUCUACUCCUUAUUGGUCGGGUUGAGUUCAAAUUUACGAGAGUUGGGACAUGUGGAACAUGGUGCUUUGGAUGUUAUUGACUCACAAUGUCAGCAGGUUUCAGUAUAGAAUAACAUGAAACACAACUCUGCUGUUGUAUGUAACAAAGAUCCUUGAACAUACAUGAUUUUCUACAGGAAAGUCUUAACAUUGAUCUGAACUAGAGAAAUACUGAUUAAAUUAGAGCUACAUCUACAUCCACUCAUCUGUCA